Messenger RNA from Urocitellus parryii (Arctic ground squirrel), 1685 nucleotides. It is a transcript of the gene Slc35b3, whose product is annotated as solute carrier family 35 member B3. NCBI's taxonomy places the organism in Eukaryota, Metazoa, Chordata, Mammalia, Rodentia, Sciuridae. Gene Ontology annotation, cellular component: endoplasmic reticulum membrane; Golgi membrane. Gene Ontology annotation, biological process: 3'-phosphoadenosine 5'-phosphosulfate transport; transmembrane transport. The record is from RefSeq and is a predicted model, not a curated record. Gene Ontology annotation, molecular function: 3'-phosphoadenosine 5'-phosphosulfate transmembrane transporter activity.
CCGGUGAUGAGAGCGCCUUCCGGGGAGGCGGCAGCGGCUGUGGAAAGUCCAGAAGUAGGAGAGGAAGCGGAGGAAGAGGAGGACUCGGCACAGCAAACAGAAGAAUUAAACGAAAUACAGCAAACCCACAGAGAUAACUCUGGAAGCCCUGAAUGCAGCAAAAUAAGAACAAUGGACCUCAAGUUUAACAACUCCAGAAAAUACAUCUCUAUCACCGUGCCAUCCAAAACCCAAACAAUGUCACCACACAUUAAGUCAAUUGAUGACAUUAUAGUACUUGGCAUAAAUCUCAGCAAAUUUAACAAACUUACCCAGUUUUUCAUAUGUGUUGCAGGAGUUUUUGUAUUUUACCUAAUUUAUGGAUAUUUGCAGGAAUUAAUAUUUUCAGUGGAGGGUUUUAAGUCCUAUGGCUGGUACCUUACUUUAGUGCAAUUUGCAUUUUACUCCAUAUUUGGCCUAAUAGAACUUCAGCUUAUUCAGGAUAAAAGGAGAAGAAUACCAGGAAAAACCUACAUGAUAAUAGCUUUUCUAACAGUGGGUACUAUGGGGUUAUCAAACACUUCCUUGGGCUACCUGAAUUAUCCCACCCAAGUCAUCUUCAAGUGCUGCAAAUUGAUUCCUGUUAUGCUAGGAGGAGUUUUUAUUCAAGGAAAGCGUUAUAAUGUUGCAGAUGUCUCUGCUGCCUUAUGCAUGAGCCUAGGCCUCAUCUGGUUUACCCUUGCUGACAGCACAGUUGCACCUAACUUCAAUCUGACAGGUGUCAUGCUUAUUUCCCUGGCACUGUGUGCAGAUGCUGUCAUUGGAAAUGUUCAAGAGAAAGCUAUGAAACUGCACAAUGCUUCUAAUUCUGAAAUGGUUUUAUAUUCAUAUUCAAUUGGUUUUGUGUACAUAUUAUUGGGAUUGACAUGCACUAGUGGAUUAAGCCCUGCAGUAACAUUUUGUUCAAAGAAUCCAAUUCAGACCUAUGGUUAUGCAUUCCUUUUUUCCCUCACUGGAUACUUUGGAAUUUCUUUUGUUCUGGCUUUGAUUAAAAUUUUUGGUGCACUUGUUGCUGUAACAGUGACAACAGGAAGAAAAGCAAUGACCAUUGUACUUUCCUUUAUAUUCUUUGCUAAACCAUUCACAUUUCAGUAUGUAUGGUCUGGUUUAUUAGUUGUCCUUGGCAUAUUUCUCAAUGUUUACAGCAAAAAUAUGGAUAAAAUAAGACUACCCUCGCCGUAUGAUCUGAUAAACAAGUCAGUGAUUGUAAGAAAGUCAAGGACGUUGGCACAAACUGUAUAGGUACUGAUUUGUCCUGUUUAGAAUUUUAAGGGAACAAUCAAUCAACUUUCCAAAAGGACUGUGAUAAAAACAACCAAAGGAUCUGAAGGCAUGUUUUGCAUUUCUGGAUGAUUGCAUAUGAAUAGUGUUGUGGUAUCAGCUGUUCUUCAGAGCACCUGUUUGACUGACUUCUGAUGCAAUCAAGAACCACAUCUAGCACACCUUGCAAUAAAAUGUCUACAUGAAGGACUGACUACUCCCUAGCAGUUUCUUGAGAAGUUCACUGGAAAUGGACCAUGACACAAGACUUUUUGGAUAUCAUUAUGAAUACCAAACGCUGAUAUGUAAUAGCACAUUGUUUUGUCUUCAUUCCAUUUUGGUGGUAUUUAAAUUGAUUCUCUGUUAUAAGAGUAACUUAUGAUUUA